Molecule: messenger RNA, 3564 nt
Organism: Orcinus orca (killer whale)
Lineage: Eukaryota; Metazoa; Chordata; Mammalia; Artiodactyla; Delphinidae
Gene: KRABD4
Product: KRAB box domain containing 4
Exons: 8
Coding region: 2078-3196 (372 amino acids)
Biological process (GO): regulation of DNA-templated transcription
Source: RefSeq, a predicted model, not a curated record
GUGAUUGGUUCAUUGCUUGAUUCAUUCAGCGACCAUUUCCUCAGUGCCUAGUAAAUGCCGGGCACCCCUGUGUUUCACAGUAGUCUGUUCACAAUAGCCCUGUGAGUAGGUACUACGAUGCUCUUUGUUUUACAGAGAGAAAGCAAGAACAGAAAGGCUGGGAAACCUAACCAAAGUCACACAGUAAAGUGGAGGGAGGGAUCCUUUUUCUUUUUUCGUUUUUUCGGCAUAGCGCUUAUGCCUUUCCAACAAACGCACCCUAAAUUUAUCACUUUGCUGGCUCACUGUAUCUCCCCUGCUAAGAGUAUGGCUCCGCAAGAUGGCGGAACUCUGAAGUUUUGUUCACGUAGAACAGUAGAACCCGUAGAACAGGCACACAGUAGGCCCUGACCUCUUAUGAAACGAAUAAAAGCCGCAGAGCAGGCAGUCAGUUUCGUUCCAGAGCCCAGACCUUAUCGGGCGGUAAUUGAGCUCUUACUGAAUGUCAAUUCUUAAAACUACAGUGAGGCACUGUGCCUUCUGAUGGCAAGGAAAACUUUGGGCUUUUCCUCAACUUCGCUCCAUCAUGGAGGUUGCUAAUUGCAUCGCCUGUGUGGUCAUUGCCUUUCCAGGGUCAGGGUUCAUAAGUGAGCCCACGGCUCAGCAGCUUCAGACACCAGCUGAUCUGCCAUGGGCUUCCUUAGUUAGACUACAGAAGACCCAGUCUGAGGCCUCAGAAGGAGGUGAGCUCCUCGGGUCAGAGGCAGAGACAUGGUCCUGAAGUGAUGGUCCCAGCAAAGGUACCUUUGUCUUUGAAUCCUUGGGUCCUGCCUCCUUAGAAAUAAAAUAGCUCCUCUGAGGGGAGUUGGAAGAGGAGCGCCAGCCCAGGCCCCAGGGGCAGAGGGGGAAGGCUCACAGGACAGACCCAGAUGCUCUGGUUAGAGGGAGGGGGCUCACAGGAUAGCAGGUCCUAGAAGAACUGGACCUGCAGUGCCCUCUGUCCCUUCCUUCAGCUGAGAGAGAGCAAGGCUGACUCGGUGACUCAACUUCUAGCCACCAUCAAGAGCUGUGUGAUGGUGGUCAGUUGAACCCCUAUUGGAGGAGAGGGAUGAAAGUUACAGACGGAUGGAGGGACGCUGCCCUGCGGUAGUGCCUGCAAAGGCAGGAUCAGGCUGGAAAGAUUGACCACCUGCCUCACGGGACUUUCUCCACUCCUGACACAUUUGUGCACACAUCAUUAUAUUUCCCUCUUGUGCCAUGGGCUAUUUUUGUUUUGUUUGUUUGUUUUUUGUUUUUGACCGCCCCGCGCGCCAUGCGGGAUCUUAGUUCCCCAACCAGGGAUGGAACCCGCGCCCCCUGUGGUGGAAGCACAGAGUCUUACCCACUGUUCGGCCAGGGAAGUCCCCUGGGCUAUUUUUGGAUUUGAGUCAGUCCCAUAGUAUAAACAACCCACUUACCUGUAGCAGAAAUGUUGAAUCUCCUCUACCCUGACUAGAUGACCAAAGAGGUGUGUUUGGUUUCUGUGUGUCUGUGACCUUUCAGCGUGGUCUCUAGGUAGGCCAUCACCUAGCUCUGCUGCCUCUCAUUUUGAUGCUAGUAACUGGGUCUGGGAAGUGACUCAUUAAGCUGCAUCUUGCUGAGCCCUGUUGUCCUGAUCCUAAGGCAGGGAUUGCUACAGUAGCAAUGGUUAACAAAAGCUUCUUGCUGAAACUGUGUUUUGAACACCGCCAAAUAAGGGAGAGCAUGGCGAUCAAAUGGACAUAAUGGGAAAUAAGGAAGUAUUGGGGCGGGAACAGGGUAGCGGUGGCCCACUGAAGGGCCGAAGGAGCCUGGCGCAAGGUCAGUGGUUUCCAGCUCCAUGAGGAACUGACCAAUGCCUGGCCCUUAACCUCCCUCUACCCGCCGCCUCUCCUCCCUCCUCGCCCCUCCCUUCUGCCCUGCGCUCAGCUCUGGUUUGUCUCCUUCCUCCAAACCACAGCAAGCUGUCCCUGUCCUCCAGACUUUGCUCAGGGUCUAUCACCUCCAGGGCUCAGUGUGAUAAGAGGUGAUUUGUAAUAAUUUCUCCUUUCUAUUUUACUAGUAAAUGAUAUUGUGAAAAAUGAAAAAAAUGCAAGUAAAUAAAAGAGGAAAGGUGGAGUUACCACUGGAAGAUCUCCAUCCUUUGUCAGGGCGGAGCCACAUGGCCGUGUCCCAGCCCAUCACUGGGCUAAAGAAGAGUGUGCUGUUGCAGGAAACGUUGACCUUCAGGGAUGUGUUUGUGGACUUCACCCUGGAGGAGUGGCAGCAGCUGGACGCCACUCAGAAGAACCUCUGCAAGGAUGUCAUGCUGGAGAACUACAGCCACCUUGUCUCCGUGGGAUUCCUCGUGGCCCAACCAGGUAGGACCUUCAGGUUGGGACAAGGAGAAGAGGAGGCCAGGAUGGCAGCUGGAGAAAGCCCAACACGGAGGUGUCCAGUAAAUGAUAUUGUGAAAAAUGAAAAAAUGCAAGUAAAUAAAAGAGGAAAGGUGGAAUUACCACUGGAAUAUCUCCAUCCUUUGUCAGGGCGGAGCCACAUGGCCGUGUCCCAGGAAAUGUUGACCUUCAGGGAUGUGUUUGUGGACUUCACCCUGGAGGAGUGGCAGCAGCUGGACGCCACUCAGAAGAACCUCUGCAAGGAUGUCAUGCUGGAGAACUACAGCCACCUUGUCUCCGAUUCCUCGUGGCCCAACCAGGUAGGACCUUCAGGUUGGGACAAGGAGAAGAGGAGGCCAGGAUGGCAGCUGGAGAAAGCCCAACACGGAGGUGUCCAGGUGAGCCCGUGCCGGGCCAGUUGGGCCAGGGCAAGGGGACCUGGUGGGUCAGGGAGAGCUUGGCCUCGGGGGCGCGCCCAGGAGUUCUUCUCAGAAACCCCAGACUUGGGGACACAAUUCGGGUCUGAUGGAACGAGCUGCUGUGAUAGCCACACGAUGCCCUACCUGCUGCCCCUCUGCAGCCCCUUGUUCUUGGGGUUCAGACAGAGGCAGCCACUGCUGUUCUGUAGAUCCCGUCUCCACCGUCCAGCAUCUGGGUGGCUAGGGAGACGUGCCCAGCCUUGUCUCCUUCCUCCUCCCGCUCCUUUCUGGAAGCUGUUGGGACUUUCCCCAUCUCUUGGGCAUUUGUGUGUUCAUCAGAAGACAAGCAGAUGGAGGGGUGAUGUUUCCUCUUUACUUGGCAUACUGUGGGCCCUCGAAGUCUGAAACGCAGAGUCUUUAACCUCAGGGAAAUUAUCCUACCUGGUUUACUGGAGUUGGGAUGGACAAAAAAAAAGGCUUUGCUAGUGGCCUUCAGCUCUACCAGGCAAGUGAGAAUGGUCUCAUGGAGAUUGUCCUCCAAUAUUUAUAAUGAUAUAAUAUCAAUCCUAUACAAACCCUUUAGGAAAAUAAGGAGGAAAUAAUUCCCAGCAAGUUUUUUAGACCAGCAUUACCCUGACACCUGACCAAGAAAUUAAAGGGAAAGAAAAGUACAGACCAAUAAAUCUCAUGAAUAUUUAUGUACAAACCCUUGACAAAAUAUUUAGCAAAUGGAAUCCAAUAAUAUUUGAAAAUGAAUGCAAGGUUAACAUUCA